Trichomycterus rosablanca is the source of this 2936-nucleotide messenger RNA. RefSeq names its product nuclear cap-binding protein subunit 1 (gene ncbp1). Gene Ontology annotation, biological process: regulation of mRNA processing; mRNA export from nucleus; nuclear-transcribed mRNA catabolic process, nonsense-mediated decay. The transcript has 23 exons. Lineage: Eukaryota; Metazoa; Chordata; Actinopteri; Siluriformes; Trichomycteridae. Gene Ontology annotation, molecular function: RNA cap binding; mRNA binding; protein binding. The record is from RefSeq and is a predicted model, not a curated record. Gene Ontology annotation, cellular component: nucleus; nuclear cap binding complex. Bases 79 to 2472 code for a protein of 797 amino acids.
AAUUUCAUUUCGCUGGUUGUUGAAGAUUUCUAAAAACUUUGGUAAAUUCAGUUCAAAUUGCUACAAGUUGUUGGCAAAAUGUCAAGAAGAAGGCACAGCGACGAAAAUGAUGGUGGACAGCCUCACAAAAGGAGGAGGACAUCUGAGCCUGUUGAGAUUGAGGAUCGACUUGAGUCACUGAUAUGCAGAGUUGGAGAAAAAAGUACCUCCUCAUUGGAGAGUAAUUUAGAAGGCCUUGCAGGCGUCUUGGAGGCAGAUCUUCCUAAUUACAAGAAUAAAAUCCUGAGGAUCUUGUGCUCAGUUGCCCGACUUCUGCCAGAGAAGUUAACCGUGUACACAACACUUGUGGGCCUUUUAAAUGCAAGGAACUACAAUUUUGGUGGGGAGUUUGUGGAGGCAAUGAUCAGGCAGCUUAAGGAGACACUGAAGUCAAACCUUUAUUCUGAAGCUGUCUACCUGAUUCGUUUUCUAAGUGACUUGGUGAACUGCCAUGUUAUCGCAGCUCCAUCCAUGCUUGCCAUGUUUGAGAACUUUGUCAGUGUCACACAGGAGGAGGACAUUCCCCAGGUGCGCUCUGACUGGUAUGUGUAUGCUGUUCUGUCCUGUUUGCCAUGGGUUGGGAAAGAGCUCUAUGAGAAAAAGGAUGUGGAGAUGGACCGCCUUCUCAAUCAGAUUGAUGGCUAUCUGAAGAGGAGACAGAAGACUCAUGUGGUCAUGCUGCAGGUGUGGACUGCAGAGAAGCCCCAUCCACAGGAAGAGUAUCUGGACUGUCUGUGGGCUCAGGUGCAGAAGUUGAAAAAAGAUCGCUGGCAGGAGCGCCAUGUUCUAAGGCCAUACAUCGCUUUUGACAGUGUGCUGUGUGAGGCUCUGCAGCACAACCUGCCCCCGUUCACCCCACCAGCUCACAUUGAUGAUGCAGUUUACCCCAUGCCCCACGUUGUCUUUCGCAUUUUCGACUACACUGAUGCCCCUGAGGGUCCUGUCAUGCCUGGCAGUCACUCUGUAGAGAGGUUUGUGAUUGAAGAGAACCUGCACUGCAUCAUCAAAUCUCACUGGAAGGAGAGAAAGACCUGUGCUGCUCAGUUGUUAAGCUAUCCUGGAAAAAGCAAGAUUCCUCUGAACUAUCAUAUUGUUGAGGUGAUCUUUGGUGAGCUGUUCCAGCUGCCCGCUCCUCCUCAUAUUGAUGUCAUGUACACCGCAUUACUGAUCGAGCUCUGCAAACUGCAGCCUGGAUCAUUACCUCAAGUUCUCGCACAAGCUACAGAGAUGAUGUACAUGCGACUGGACACAAUGAACACAACUUGUGCAGACAGAUUAAUCAACUGGUUUUCUCAUCAUCUGAGCAACUUUCAGUUUAGAUGGAGCUGGGAUGACUGGUCUGAUUGUUUAACAUUGGACUUUGAAAAACCCAAACCUAAAUUUGUCAAAGAGGUUUUGGAAAAAUGUAUGAGGCUGUCCUAUCACCAGCGGAUAGUGGACAUUGUGCCUCCUAGUUUCUCUGCUUUAAUACCUGCUGAACCAUUGUUUCAGUACAAAUAUAUUGAUGAAAACAAUGCAGUUUCCUUGCCUGGAUUUGCUGUGUCUAUAUCAGUAGGAAAUGCCAUCAAAAGUCGUGCCACAAAUGAUGAAAUUCUUGCAGUCCUAAAAGAAGUGCCAAAUCCUAACAAGGACGAUGAUGAUGAUGAGGGUGAUAGUUUCAACCCACUCAAGAUAGAUGUGUUCCUGCAGACAUUGCUCCACCUGGCUGCCAAAUCCUUCAGUCACUCCUUCAGUGCCCUUGCUAAGUUCCAUGAAGUGCUGAAAACUUUGACUGAAAGUGAUGAAGGAAAAUUACACAUUCUCCGGGUGGUUUAUGAGGCUUGGAAAAAUCACCCACAGAUGAUCUCAGUGCUGGUGGAUAAGAUGAUUCGCACUCAGAUAGUGGAUUGUGCUGCUGUAGCCAACUGGAUCUUCUCUCAGGACAUGGCUCAUGAUUUUACCAGGCUUUACGUAUGGGAGAUCCUACAUUCCACCAUUCGGAAAAUGAACAAACACGUCCAGAAGAUCCAGAAAGAGCUGGAAGAGGCAAAGGACAAGCUUGAGAAACAGCAGCACAAAAAGCAGAAGGACAGUGGCGAUGAAGAGGACAUGGAGAGGAACAGUGAGGAUGAAGAUGGGCAGCUAGAGGAGCAGAUUGAGAGGCUGCAAGAGAAAGUGGAGUCAGCUCAGAGUGAACAGAAGAACCUCUUUCUCGUCAUCUUCCAGCGUUUCAUCAUGAUGCUAACCGAGCACCUGGUACGCUGUGAGACGAGCAGCAUGGACAUCAACACCUACUGGUACAAAAACUGCGUGGAACGGUUGCAGCAGAUCUUCCUCAUGCAUCAUGUCAUCAUUCAGCAGUACAUGGGCACUCUGGAGAACCUACUGUUCACAGCAGAGCUGGAUCAUCACAUCCUGGCUGUGUACCAGCAGUUCUGUGCACUGCAGCUUUAAUAGACCUGCAGAACACUUUGUGUCCAGCUGAGUCAAACUGUGUUGUGUAGGACUCAAAGAAUUAGCUCCAUUCAACAACCAAGAUGAGCUGUUAUGCUGGAAAGGGGCUUGUUUACGCUACAAGUACUAAUAAUGGAGGGUUGGUAAUGUUUAUGUAGUGUUUUUUUUUUUUAGUUUUUUAUAUAUAAUUUUUUCUCUCUUUUUUUCAUCAUAGACUUUUCAGUUUUACCAUCUUGAUCAUAGUUCUGUAUUGGCAAUGUCUUUUUAAAACCAGAGGUAUGGGCAAAAUGCACCUUUCAGUUUUUUGACAGAACUGAAGAACCUUUACCUUUUUUAUGUAUAUUUUAUGUCAUUCUGAUGGAAAAAUUAACAUGAGUUGUGAACCUGCCUGCAUUAUUCAAGCUCUGUGACCGAUGUGUUUUCCAAACUGUAAAGAAAUACAUGGAAAGCUUUUUUUUUAGGAA